GGACGCUCGGGGCGGCGGCGGCGGCAGAGCCAGGUUCGAGGACGCUCGGGGAGGCGGCGGAGGAGGCAGCGGAGCCGGGCUGCCGGGCGGGCGCGCUCUCGAGGGCAGCGGCCCAAGGUUUCCCGUCGGUCUCGGCGCUGGGAGAGGUGGAAGUGCGGCCCGCGGCGGCGGCGGCAGCAGCUGGCGACCGAGCACGUUAGACGGGGCCGGGAUCCGCGGCGCGCUCUCCGCCCACAGAAAUGAGCCGUCAGUCUGCUACAGCAUUACCCCCUGGCACUUCAAAAUGUCCGCCAUCCCAGAGGGUACCUGCCCUGACUGGCACAACUGCAUCCAACAAUGACUUGGCGAGUAUUUUUGAGUGUCCUGUCUGCUUUGACUAUGUGUUGCCACCCAUUCUUCAGUGUCAGAGUGGCCAUCUUGUUUGUCGCAACUGUCGCCCCAAACUCACAUGUUGUCCGACCUGCCGGGGCCCAUUGGGAUCCAUUCGCAACUUGGCUAUGGAGAAAGUGGCCAAUUCAGUACUUUUCCCUUGUAAAUAUGCCUCUUCUGGAUGUGAAAUAACUCUGCCGCACACAGAAAAGGCAGAGCACGAGGAGCUCUGUGAGUUCAGGCCUUACUCCUGCCCCUGCCCUGGUGCUUCCUGUAAGUGGCAAGGCUCCUUGGAUGCUGUCAUGCCCCACCUGAUGCAUCAGCACAAGUCCAUCACAACCCUGCAAGGAGAAGAUAUAGUUUUCCUUGCUACAGACAUUAACCUUCCUGGUGCUGUUGACUGGGUGAUGAUGCAGUCCUGUUUUGGCUUUCAUUUCAUGUUAGUCUUGGAGAAACAGGAAAAAUACGAUGGUCACCAACAGUUCUUCGCAAUUGUACAGCUGAUAGGAACACGCAAGCAAGCUGAAAAUUUUGCUUAUCGACUUGAACUAAAUGGUCAUAGGCGACGAUUGACUUGGGAAGCGACUCCUCGAUCUAUUCACGAGGGAAUUGCAACAGCCAUUAUGAAUAGUGACUGCCUAGUGUUUGACACCAGCAUUGCACAGCUUUUUGCAGAAAAUGGCAAUUUAGGCAUCAAUGUAACUAUUUCCAUGUGUUGAAACGGCAAUAAAAUAUUUCUGGCCAGUGUUUAAAAUUUGCAUUUGACUUCACAGAGAAUAAGGCACCCAUCUGCUUGCCAACCUAAAAUUCUCCUGGUAGACAGGAAACAGUUGCAUGUAGUAGCACUAAUAUAUUUAAAAAUAAUUCAACAGUAAGCCACUGAAAAUAUAUAUAUAAACCUAAGAUGGGCAUCUUUUGUAUUAAGGAAGGAAACAUUGUAAGAUAUUUCUGAACUUUGUGUUUGUUGUAUAUUGUAUUUUUGACAACAAUUUUUGGGGGUGCGUAUGUGUGCACACAUGUGUGCACAUGUGUGGUUGGUUUUUCUUUAACUGACAAGCCAUCUGCUUUCCCCUUGUAAGUGAAUACAUAGUGCUGCUGUGUUUUUUGCUUUUUGCUUUGUAUGUGUGUGUGUGUAUUUGCUAAUUUUCUAGUUUUUCACUAAAUAAAUUUGACUUUUCUGUAA
Mesocricetus auratus (golden hamster) is the source of this 1552-nucleotide messenger RNA. RefSeq names its product E3 ubiquitin-protein ligase SIAH1A-like. Gene Ontology annotation, biological process: proteasome-mediated ubiquitin-dependent protein catabolic process; multicellular organism development. The transcript has a single exon. Gene Ontology annotation, molecular function: zinc ion binding; ubiquitin protein ligase activity; ubiquitin conjugating enzyme binding. Gene Ontology annotation, cellular component: cytoplasm. The coding region runs from base 240 to 1088 and encodes 282 amino acids. Lineage: Eukaryota; Metazoa; Chordata; Mammalia; Rodentia; Cricetidae. The record is from RefSeq and is a predicted model, not a curated record.